CCGGCUGCGUUUGGUUGUCGUGGUGGCUGGGCUGGGCUGGGCCGCGCUUAGCUUGGCUAGGCUAGGCUGGGCUGGGCUGGGCCGGCGGCGGACGCGGGGCUGGCGGGAGCGGCUGCCCGGCGCGGUGCCCCGGCCCGGGGUGAGCAUGGUGCCCUAGUGCUGGGGCUAUGUCGGAGGCGGCCCGGAGCCUCCUGCAGCGCUGGGGCGCCAGCUUCAGGAAAGGCACCGACUUCGACUCCUGGGGGCAGCUGGUGGAGGCGAUCGACGAGUACCAGAUAUUAGCAAGGCAUCUGCAAAAAGAGGCGCAGUCUCAGCACAACAACUCAGAAUUCACGGAAGAUCAAAAGAAAACCAUAGCUAAAAUUGCAACAUGCUUGGAACUGAGAAGUGCAGCUUUACAGUCCACCCAAUCACAGGACGAAUUUAAGCUUGAGGAUCUGAAGAAGUUGGAACCAAUCUUAAAGAAUAUCCUCACUUACAAUAAGGAGUUUCCCUUUGAUGUUCAGCCUGUCCCACUCAGGAAGAUUUUAGCACCUGGAGAAGAGGAACACUUGGAGUUUGAGGAGGAUGAUGAGGAAGGAGGAGCUGGAGCAGGGUCUCCAGACUCUUUUCCUGCUAGAGUUCCAGGAGCCAACGAAGGUACUUUAUUACCCAGGUUGCCAUCUGAACCCGGGAUGACAUUACUCACCAUCAACAUAGAGAAAAUUGGUCUGAAAGAUGCUGGGCAGUGCAUUGAUCCUUACAUCACAGUCAGUGUAAAGGAUUUGAAUGGGAUAGAUCUGACUCCUGUGCAAGACACUCCUGUGGCUUUGAGGAAGGAGGACACGUACGUCCAUUUUAAUGUGGACAUAGAGAUUCAGAAACAUGUUGAAAAACUAACAAAAGGUGCAGCUAUUUUCUUUGAAUUCAAACACUACAAGCCUAAGAAAAGGUUUACUAGCACCAAGUGCUUUGCCUUCAUGGAGAUGGAUGAAAUUAAACCUGGGGCAAUUGUUAUAGAACUGUACAAAAAACCCACUGACUUUAAAAGGAAGAAAUUGCAACUGUUGACCAAGAAACCACUUUACCUUCACCUCCAUCAGACAUUGCACAAGGAAUGACCCUAUCUGCAAGACUUCUGUGAACUGAACCACCAGUCACGGUAGCUGUGUGUAGUAGCCUUAGCCUUCAAGGGGCAGGAAAAAGACUGUAUUCAUGCCAGUAGGUCAGACGGGACCAUCACACACUGCACAGCACUACUUCAGGGUCAGAGGCAAGCCUACCAUUCAACUGCAAGUCUUUUUUAGUACUUUCCAGAUACAGGUUUUUCUGAGAGCCCUGAAAUACGUUGACUGCUUUUCCUAAUUUUGCUGUUCAUCACUUUUUAUCUUAACCAUUAUUAUCCUUUCGCCUCAAACUCCACCCGAGGAUGGAGACCGCCCCUUUGCCAAACCUGUAGCAAUAAAGAUGUGGCAGGCCUACUAACCUGUUUACACUUGCUGUGCUGUUGUAGUUCCUCUCAUCUGCAUUUUGGAGUCCUCUGUAGCGGGCUGGGUGGCAGAAGACCAGGAGAAAGAUGAGGUGGGGCGGGAAGGAGCUUGAGGUGCUGCAAGUGAUUUAAAGUGAGAGAGAGGAGGAUGCUGGGUCAGGUGGGAUGGCCACAGGAAGAGCUCCUCAGUUAGCUGUUCUGCUUUGGUUGGGCCAAGAGGAGGACAACUGCAGAUGAGAAUGCUGAACUAUGAUUUUAACAGCCUUGCCUGAUCCACUUGUACUGAGUUUUGGAUACAAUAUGUGUUACAGUCCCUUGAGUCACAGUUACUCCCUAAUAGAGCUAAUUUUUCUGUAUCUUGCCACGGAGUGAUUUGCAAAGGAGGGUGGGGGCCGGAGAGAGGCUUCUUCCAGGGCUUCAGCCUCGUGGUGGCGGGUGUUUCGCCACUUCAGUGACAGCAGGCCAGGCCCCUCCGUGUUCAAGCGUCAAUUUUCCAGAGUUUUUGGUAAGGUAGAUCUGGCUAGCAGGUUGACCCACCUUUUACAUGAAACUGCUGUUCUUAUGGAAACUGAUUGUAUGCAGUUUUCUGCGUAUUUUGUGCAAGUCUGGAAACUUACUCUGAAAAUUACCUUUUUAUGUAAGUAGAUAGGAUUAUCAUUUAUUUUCUAUAUUUUUGAUUUGGUGUGUAAUAAGCUGCAGGACAUUGGCUUAUUUUAUGACACACUUGCAUUUACCUUUUGACCUAAUAAAGGGACAGAAGUAGAACCCA
Messenger RNA from Phalacrocorax carbo (great cormorant), 2237 nucleotides. Lineage: Eukaryota; Metazoa; Chordata; Aves; Suliformes; Phalacrocoracidae. The record is from RefSeq and is a predicted model, not a curated record.